Molecule: messenger RNA, 1065 nt
Organism: Ilex paraguariensis (yerba mate)
Lineage: Eukaryota; Viridiplantae; Streptophyta; Magnoliopsida; Aquifoliales; Aquifoliaceae
Source: the annotation of a GenBank genome assembly
AUGGCUUCUGUCAUAGCAAAUUUAUGGGUAUCGCCUUAUUUUGCUUUACAUUCGGAGGGUAAACCUUGGUCAAGUGUUGUAGUCCCUGUUAGGAGUACUUUAGGCAGUGGGGAUUCAGCAGUCUUGUCUUCAAAUUCUGUGGAAGUUAAUGGCAAUUCUUCUGUUGGGGAGAAGGGGAAAGCUGAGUCUUUAAUUGAAGUGGGUAACGAGCGGUUGGGUUCGGCUGUUGAGCAGAAGUUGAGUGUUCAAGAUGUAGAUAAAUUGGAGGUGUUGUGGGAUGAUGGGUAUGGGACUCAGAGUGUGAAGGAUUACCUUGAUUUAGCCAAGGAGAUGAUUAAGCCUGAUGGUGGACCGCCCCGGUGGUUUUGUCCUGUCUCCUGUGGGUGCCCCUUAAAAGAUUCGCCUGUUCUUCUGUUUUUGCCCGGGAUGGAUGGUGUUGGAUUGGGCCUCAUUUUGCACCACCAAGCUCUUGGAAAGGUCUUUGAAGUUCGAUGCCUGCACAUUCCUGUUUAUGACCGAACACCGUUUGAAGAUUUGGUGAAGUUUGUGGAAAAAGCUGUGAGGCUCGAACAUGCUUCAUCUCCAAAUAAGCCAAUUUAUCUCCUGGGAGAUUCCUUUGGAGGAUGUUUAGCACUAGCUGUUGCUGCUCGUAAUCCUAUGAUUGACCUAGUAGUGAUAUUAUCGAAUCCAGCAACUUCAUUUGGCAGGUCACAGCUGCAGCCUUUGCUCCCUCUCUUGGAGACUUUGCCAGAUGAAUUUCAUGUCACAGUCCCCUAUCUUCUUAGCUUCAUAAUGGGUACAUUUCUAAAUAACCUGUUGCUUUCACUUGUGGUUGGAUUCAAAAUCUUAGUAGGAUUUGAAUCAAUCACAACAAGCUGGAAACAUUUAAAUGCGUCAAAUCGUGGCAUGCUGGUUGAUUGGUUGCUGUGUCAAUGACAUGAGCACUUCCUCAUUGUGAUAUGAGUGCCAGAAUUUGAAGCGAGUUGGUUGCCUUAUGAUUUGUGGAAUGAAAUUCAGUAAACAUUCUUUAUGUCGUCUGGAGAUGUUUUUCUAAUAAAUCCUCAC